AGCAAACGCCAUGUUCGAUACCGCAAGGCGUAGCGCUGACAGGGGUUACACUAAGAGUGGAUCGAUAAUCUUACUUCUUUCAGCCCUGUACAUCCCUCACACGCGACUCAAAAGAUCUAGACCACCCUCACCCAACCCGUUACUCAUUUUCACCCCAACUUCAUCCCACCACCGUCAUUCCUUUUUCCCCCUCACUCAACGCCGUGACGCGUCACAACCCGCUCAUUCUCCUUAGCACUUUCAACUUCCACACACCACCACCCAAAAUGCACCCCCCAACCCUCCCCCUCCUGCUCCUCACAGCACUCACCACCACCACCACCACAGUAACAGCCCAAUCCCAAUCCCCCUCCCCCAAAACCCUCGAAAUCGUCACCGACCCCUCCUCGGGAUACACCUACCACGGCUGCUACAACGAGACGACGGGUCUGCCGGACACGGCGGGCGCGCGCGCCCUCGGCGGCGGCACCAACCUGGUGCGCGCGGGCGACAUGACGGUCGAGAUGUGCUGGGAGUUUUGCCGGUCGGGCGCAGGCGACGCGAGUGGUGGGGAGGGGGCAAGGUUUUUGUUUGCUGGUGUGGAGUAUGCGAGAGAAUGCUGGUGCGCUCAGAGUAUCUCAAGCCUGUCGGAAAAGCUCCCAGACAGCGCCUGCAACCUGCCUUGCGAGGGAAACACGACACAAGCCUGUGGCGGGAACCUCAAGCUGACGGUUUACAUAGCUGCCGCCGCCACUGCGCGCGUGACCUGGGCUGCGAGCCUAGUCGCCGCCGGCGCGGUAUCUCUGCUGCUAAUAUAACCAGCAGGUAGGGUGCGUGACACAAGUGUUUUUGAUACUGUUCGAUACUUGGCGAGGUUUUCUGGCGUAGAUACCC
Molecule: messenger RNA, 873 nt
Organism: Chaetomium fimeti
Lineage: Eukaryota; Fungi; Ascomycota; Sordariomycetes; Sordariales; Chaetomiaceae
Product: WSC domain-containing protein
Exons: 3
Coding region: 267-797 (176 amino acids)
Cellular component (GO): plasma membrane
Source: RefSeq, a predicted model, not a curated record